Camelina sativa (false flax) is the source of this 2079-nucleotide messenger RNA. RefSeq names its product glycosyltransferase BC10. NCBI's taxonomy places the organism in Eukaryota, Viridiplantae, Streptophyta, Magnoliopsida, Brassicales, Brassicaceae. The record is from RefSeq and is a predicted model, not a curated record. Gene Ontology annotation, molecular function: glycosyltransferase activity. Gene Ontology annotation, cellular component: membrane.
CUGCUCUCACUACUUCCUCAAAAAAAAAAGUAAAUAAAUAAAAUUUGCUUCCCCCUGUUUCGAACCCAAAUUUGUGUGUCUUCUUCUUCGUCUUCUUCUUCGUCUUCUUCAUCAUCUUCUCUGAAGCUCUUCACAUUCUUUUAUUCUCAAAAGCGCGCGCGUGCGAGAGAGAGAGAGAUAACACAGAGAUCAGAGAGAAUUGAAGAAAAAAAAAAAACGAAACGAAUCAGAGAGAAGGAAAAUUUCUGAAACUGUUAAGAGACGUUUUUUUUUUUUUUACAUCAUAAUAGAAAGAAACAUAAUACGAAAAAGGACGAUACGUGUAUAUAUAUACGUUUAUACGAAUAUAGCUCUACAGAGUUGUCUCGGGAGAGAUCUUUGACCGGAGAAGACGACGUCGAUUCGUAUUUCGUAGAUAUAUAUAUAUAUAUACUCUGGAUCUGCUUCCCUUUGUAAAAAAUUUCAGGUUAUCAGAAGCCAUCUAGUUGUAGACUCUUCUGUAAUUUAAAAAGGUUUUUUGAUGAGAUGAAGGCAGUUAAAAGGUGGAGUGUAGGGAACUUAACUGAUAUGGCAUCUUUGCCUGGAGCUAGAUACCCGCGUACUCCUCCUGGAAGAAGACGAGUAUGGAUCAUUAUGGUGUUAUCUCUGAUCAGCAUGUUCUUUAUCGUCGCUUACAUGUAUCCUCAUCACAGUAAACGUGCUUGUAAUUAUAUGAUUUCGUCAAGAGGAUGUAAAGCUUUAGCUGAUUGGCUUCCACCUUCUCUGAGGGAAUAUUCGGACGAUGAGAUUGCAGCUCGUGUUGUCAUUGCAGAGAUAUUGAGUUCACCUCCUGUUAUUAGAAAGAAUUCUAAAAUUGCUUUCAUGUUCUUAACUCCUGGUACAUUGCCUUUCGAGAGGUUAUGGGACAGAUUUUUCCAGGGACAUGAAGGGAAGUUCUCUGUUUAUAUCCAUGCAUCAAAGGAAAGGCCAGUUCACUACAGUAGUUACUUUGUCAACCGCGAAAUUCGUAGUGAUGAGGUGGUGUGGGGAAGAAUUUCAAUGGUUGAUGCAGAGAGACGGUUGUUAGCUAAUGCUCUUAGAGAUCCUUCAAACCAGCAAUUUGUUUUACUCUCUGAUAGUUGUAUACCACUUCGAAGUUUUGAAUAUAUGUACAAUUACCUCAUGUACAGCAAUGUCAGCUAUGUUGACUGCUUUGACGAUCCAGGUCAACAUGGAUCAGGCAGGCAUAUGAAUCACAUGUUGCCUGAAAUUCCGAAGAAGUAUUUUCGAAAGGGUGCACAGUGGUUCACCAUGAAGCGACAACACGCUGUAGCAACUAUGGCAGACAGUCUUUACUACUCUAAAUUCCGAGAUUACUGCGGGCCAGGCAUAGAGAACAACAAGAACUGCAUAGCUGAUGAACACUAUCUGCCAACAUUCUUUCAUAUGCUCGAUCCCACUGGCAUUUCUAACUGGACUGUAACACAAGUUGAUUGGUCUGAAAGAAAGUGGCAUCCCAAAACAUAUAUGCCUAAGGAUAUCACACCCGAGUUACUAACCAACCUCACGUCUGCUGACACAGUUGUACAUGUCACAAGUGUUGGGAUGGGUGAAGAAAUAUGGAUGCCUUGUAUAUGGAACGGAAUCAAAAGACCUUGCUACUUGUUUGGAAGGAAAUUUCACCCGGAUACACUCGAUAAACUCUUGGAUCUCUUCUCAAAUUACACAAGAUCGGUCACUUGGAAUUUGUGAUUAAAAGGUUAUUUUCUUCUAUACACACUCACAUUCUUUGACCAAUGUUCGAUUCCCCACCCACAUGAAUCCAAGUUUCGUUUGAAGCUGUACCACUACAAGUCUAGAAGCUUUAGGAGUUAUGAGAUUUCUUCUCAUAAUAUGAUUCAUUUGAUUGGAAGGAGACGUUGGUUUUAUUCUUCAUUACUCUGUUUUUUUUGGAUAUAUAUUUUGUUACUUUUUUACUGUUGUAAAAAGGAGAAUUUUAGACUGGUUGUACUUUUUCUUUCUUUUGGAUCGAUUUUGUUUUGUGUUCAGAAUGUUGAACAAACAAAAGUUAUACAGGUUUAUAGAGUUUCUUUGCACGUA